AGCCUUGGGGACAGCCCUGGGGACAGCCGCGCUGGAUCGGGGAGCCGCCGUGGGAUGUGAUAGCCGGCGGAUCGCACGGAAAUAUUUCUUCUGGGAAAGGAGAGAGGCAGCCUCCUCCCGCGGUCGGGGGCCGUCAAGAAAAGCGGAUUUAAAGAGCAUCUUUGCCCCUUUGUUGGAUGAGAAGGACAGGGGAGGACCGGCAGGAUGAGCACUAGCACAGUUCCCUAUCAGCAAAACCCCUACACCCCUGGGAGCAGCUCCUCCGUGAUCCAGUGCUACCGCUGUGGGGACACCUGCAAGGGCGAGGUGGUGCGUGUCCAGAGCAAUCACUUCCACAUCCGCUGCUUCACCUGCCAAGUGUGCGGCUGCGACCUGGCACAGUCGGGCUUCUUCUUUAAGAACCAGGAGUACAUCUGCACCCACGACUACCAGCAGCUCUACGGGACCCGCUGCGACAGCUGUGGGGACUUCAUCACUGGAGAGGUCAUCUCCGCCCUGGGGAGGACCUACCACCCCAAGUGCUUUGUCUGCAGCACCUGCAGGAAGCCCUUCCCCAUCGGAGACAAGGUCACAUUCAGCGGGAAGGACUGCGUCUGCCAAAACUGCUCCCACUCUCUCAUCAGCACCAAACCCAUCAAGAUCCAUGGGCCGAGCCACUGUGCUGGCUGUAAGGAGGAGAUCAAGCAAGGCCAGUCCCUCCUGGCCCUGGAGAAGCAGUGGCACGUCAGCUGCUUCAAGUGCCAAACGUGUGGGAUCAUCCUCACUGGCGAGUACAUCAGCAAGGAUGGCAUCCCAUACUGUGAGUCUGACUACCAUGCCCAGUUCGGCAUCAAGUGCGAGACCUGUGACCGGUACAUCAGUGGCCGGGUCCUGGAGGCAGGAGGGAAGCACUACCACCCCACCUGUGCCAGAUGUGUCCGCUGCCACCAGAUGUUCACAGAAGGAGAGGAGAUGUACCUCACAGGCUCUGAAGUGUGGCACCCGAUCUGCAAGCAGGCGGCCAGAGCAGAGAAGAAGCUGAAGCACAGAAGGACGUCGGAAACCUCCAUCUCCCCUCCUGGUUCCAGCAUUGGCUCCCCAAACCGUGUCAUCUGCGCUAAAGUGGAUAAUGAGAUCCUUAAUUACAAAGACCUGGCAGCUCUUCCCAAGAUUAAAGCCAUCUAUGAAGUGCAGCGUCCUGACCUCAUUUCCUACGAGCCCUAUCACAGAUACACGUCGGAUGAGACACUGGAGAGAUAUAGCUAUGGGGAGUCCCUGGGGACCCUCUCCCCAUACUCGCAGGACAUCUAUGAGAGCUUUGACACGCGGCAGAGGCGAGCCUCCAGCCCUGGCUACAUCGACUCCCCCACCUACAGCCGCCAGGGCAUGUCCCCCACCAUCCCCAGGUCCCCCCACCAUUUCUACCGCUCAGGCACCGAGAGCGGGCGCAGCUCCCCCUACUAUAGCCAGUUAGAUGUGAGGUCCUCCACUCCAACCUCAUACCAAGCACCCAAGCAUUUCCACAUCCCAGCUGCCGGCGAGAGUAACAUCUACCGGAAGCCCCCCAUCUACAAGCGCCAUGACAACCCCUCUGCAGCCACAAAAAGCAAAACCAGUGAAGACAUCGCGCAGUCAUCCAAGUACAGCCCUGCCUACUCCCCGGAUCCGUACUACCACUCCGAGUCAGAGUACUGGCCCUUCCAAGGCUCGCCCAAAGCACCCCGGGCCCGGAGGUUCUCGUCAGGUGGUGAGGAGGAUGGGUACGACCGGGGCAUGCACAAGAUCCAGAGUGGCAUUGGCAGGCUGAUCCUGAGGGAGGAGAUGAAGGCUCGGUCCAACUCCUACGCAGACCCCUGGACACCCCCUCGCAGCUCAGCCAGCAGCAGAGAAGCCCUGCACACGACUGGCUAUGAGGGCUCCCUCAAUGGCUCUCCCAGAACCCACUACCUGGCCGACAGUGAUCCCCUCAUUUCUAAGUCGGCCUCCCUUCCUGCCUACAGGAGGAAUGGGCUGCACAGGCCUCCCAGCGCUGAGCUUUUCCACUACGACAGCACGAAUGCCGUCAACUGGGGGAUGCGAGAGUACAAGAUAUACCCCUAUGAGCUGCUCCUGGUGAAGACAAGGGGGAGGAACCAGCUGCCCAAAGAUGUGGACAGGACUCGGUUAGAGCGGCACCUUUCCCAGGAGGAAUUCUACCAGAUCUUCGGCAUGACCAUUGCUGAGUUCGACCGCCUGGCCCUGUGGAAGAGGAAUGAGCUGAAGAAGCAGGCCCGGCUGUUUUAAAUGCAGUGCACUAUAAAUAUAUACAUACCUAUAAAUAUAUACAUAGAGAGAUCUCUAUAUUGCAGCUCUACAUGAUUCUCGGUGCUGUAUGGGGCAGAGGUGCCCUCUGCGCCCCUGAGAGUGAAUUGGAGUCUUGCAGAUCAUUUUAUGCUCUGUGUUUCCUUUACUUUUCCAACCUUGUUUCUGUAUCAAUCUGUGGGUUCUCCCGGGAGCUAAAGCCACAUGGUUCCUGAAGCAC
This is a messenger RNA of Lepidothrix coronata (blue-crowned manakin), 2500 nucleotides long. It is a transcript of the gene ABLIM3, whose product is annotated as actin binding LIM protein family member 3. The coding region runs from base 205 to 2262 and encodes 685 amino acids. Gene Ontology annotation, biological process: cilium assembly; cytoskeleton organization; lamellipodium assembly. Gene Ontology annotation, molecular function: actin filament binding. Gene Ontology annotation, cellular component: stress fiber; actin cytoskeleton. The transcript is spliced from 23 exons. The record is from RefSeq and is a predicted model, not a curated record. NCBI's taxonomy places the organism in Eukaryota, Metazoa, Chordata, Aves, Passeriformes, Pipridae.